AUGGACAGCCUAAGUCCCAAAGUAAAUUCUCUCUCUUAUCAUACAAAUACAAAAAUGGAUAUUACAACCAUAUUCGAAAAAUAUAAAAAGACACAUAAUAAAUUAAGUCCACUUCCUUUGAAUCAAUUUUAUCCUAUGGCAAUAAAUGAGAAUUGUGAUUUACUUCAAAUGUAACCAGAUAGUGAUGUUUAAAACUUUGUUUCAUUUAGAGAACUAAAUUAAGGGGCAGUUUCAGAAUUAAAACGAUCAUUGUAAUAAUCAAAAAUGGUUUGGAAUAAUUACAGUAAAUAUCUAUUUGGAGAGCCAUCAUUAGAUGAGAUAGAAAUGGAUAGUGUUGAUCAAUAACAAUUUUAUACAUCUCGAAAAUUAUAAUUAAUUCAUAAUAGAGAGACAUUUCAUAAAAUGAGGAAGUAAUACAAAUAAUAAGAAGAAGAUUAAAUAAACUAAGUUAAAUAAGCAUUAAAAAAGAUUCAUACAUAAACAAAUGGAAUAAAAGUCUAUCCUUCAUUAGCAUAUUAAGAUUAAUAAAAGUUGGAAUUACUUAGAAAAUAGGUAAGAUUAGGAGGUGUUUAAUAAUUAUAAGAAAGAAACUCUGAUGCUUAAUAAUUAUAAAAAAGAAUACUUGAAUCAUAAGUGGCAUUAAAUUAAAUUAAAAAAUAAUUUGCUUAUGCUUAUAAUUAUGAUUAUAAUUUCUGGGGUCCAUGUUCAAGAGAUGGAAGUUCUAUGGUUACAUUUGAUAGAAAACUUUAUUUAUAUGGAGGUUCUAGUUCAGUAUAAUAAGAGGAUUUAUGUGUGGCCAUAGUUGAUAAAUGUAAUAUAUAAAUAUAGAAACUAGAAUUUUAUAAAUGGAGCCCUUAAAAAUUAGAUGAAAAAUCUAUACAUGGAUACAGAGUUCAUCACACUGCUGGAAUCUAUAAGAAUUUUAUGAUUCUAUUUGGUGGAGAAAUUCAUAUUGAAUAAUCUAAUCAUAAACUAAUUAGUGAAUGCACCAGUGAUAUUAAAACAAUUUCAUUGAGUAAACAUUAUUUGAAUGUAUAAAGCAUCUUUUGAUAUUAAAUUGAUCAAAUAGCCUGGCACUAUUCCUCCAAGAAAAUGUCACAUAGGUGAAAUAAUUGGAAGAUCUUUAUUGAUUUUUGGAGGAAUAGAUAACAGAGGCAAUUAUAUGAAAGAUUUACUUUGUUAUGAUAUAUCAUAAUCUAAAUGGGUCUCAUUGAAUGUAGAUCCAUUUGAUUUAUAUGCAAAUGGAAUUGCUUUUCAUAAAUCUUGUUUGGUCACAUAGAAUAAAUUUUGUGAUAUUUAUAGACAAGAUCCUGAUCUAAAGUUUUCAAAUUAAGGAAUUUAUGUAUUUGGAGGCCAAGAUAAAUUUGGAAAUUAUUUAGAUACUUUUAUUCGUAUUGAUGUAUACUAAAAACCUAUUCGUAUUGAGUAAGUUGAUUACAAAGGAAGUGGUCCUAGUAAGAAAUUAUUAUUAAUUUUUAAGUUGCUAGAUGUCAACAUUCCAUGAAUUACAAUGAAGUUUUAAGUGCAAUAGUUGUAUAUGGUGGAAAAAAUGAUGACAAUACUAUUGAAGGAUUCUUAAAUGAUUUAUUUUUAUUUGAUGUUAAGAAUUCCUCUUGGAUUUAAUUAGAAUUAAAAGGAGCAUAAAUGCCUGGAAGAUGUGGUCAUUCUUCUUCUUGUAUAGAUACUAAAAUUUUCAUUUUUGGUGGAUACAAUUAUAAUGGUUUUGUAAAAAGUGAUGUCUUAGUUAUAGAAUUAGACUCGAAUAUUUCGCAUUAAUUAAUUUAAUCUGAUAAAAUAAAUGAAGAUAAACCAAGAAACUCAAAAAUUAGAGUAUCUUUUCAUUAAUUACCAGAAAAAAGAAAAACUAUUGAUAAAACUAAUGAAAGGAAAAAAGAAAUUGAAAAAUUAAAUUUUAAAAAUUCUCAUUCAUUCUUACCUAUGCCUAGAAGAGUCACAAUGCUCAUAAAUGCUAUGAGAUUUGGAUAAGAACCUAAAUCAAAUACUGAAGGAUCUGGUUCCAAUUCAAAUAAAAAUUCACCCAAAGAUGGUACAAGAAGACCUCAUCGUAAUAUGACUAUGAUUAUUGAAGGCAAAUAAGAAAAAUGA
Paramecium pentaurelia is the source of this 2106-nucleotide messenger RNA. The record is from the annotation of a GenBank genome assembly. NCBI's taxonomy places the organism in Eukaryota, Ciliophora, Oligohymenophorea, Peniculida, Parameciidae.